This is a messenger RNA of Helianthus annuus (common sunflower), 1257 nucleotides long. RefSeq lists its product as uncharacterized. Bases 350 to 1138 code for a protein of 262 amino acids. The transcript has 4 exons. The record is from RefSeq and is a predicted model, not a curated record. NCBI's taxonomy places the organism in Eukaryota, Viridiplantae, Streptophyta, Magnoliopsida, Asterales, Asteraceae.
AUUGACAAUUGUUAAAAAUAUGGGGUUUGGAUACAAAAUAAGUUUAACGUUAAUACAACGUCGGAAUCCAGUCAUGAUGCGCACGAAUUCAUUGACAAGAUUUCGUCAUUAGUGGUCGCGGGGGGAAAGGCCGACGCCGGUCACCUCGCCAUUCCUCCCUUCCUCCCUGCUACAAUAAUAUUUCAUCAUAAAUCGACCGGAGAAGAAAGGUUCUGAUCGUCAUUGGUCCCUUCAUUCAUACUUCUGUAAUGCAAUAUAAAGGAUAAGGAAAGACAAAAGAAGAAGUUCAUCUUUGGGGGCCAAUUUUCAACAGCUGCUUCUCUGUUUUCAGAUACAUCAGUAGUCUGAUAUGGGGCAUUUAGAUGAAUCAAACCAGACAUCUGAGGAUUUGGAUUCAGAGAAUGCAGCCACAAACAAUGGCUAUGAAGCAACUGUGCAUCCUGCCAUUACCCAUGAUGAGUCCACUCAAAUCGCUUCAAAUAAAAAGACGAUUUCCUUAUCAUCCAGUUCUUCCUCCACCUCGUCUGUUAUAUCGCUGGAAGAUCUUCAAAUAUUAGAUAGCGAACAUGAUGAAGACCACAAUGAGAAUAUGAGUGAUUCUGGAAAGCCAACCAUCCAAGUGAUGGAGCAUCCGGAAACAAUCCCAUCUCAUGUUGUUGCGAAAAAGAUAUUCAGUGGUCCGGGUAACUGGAGCAUGGCUUCAAAUGAGUCAUUAUUCAGCAUUCGUAUGGACAGCACCAACUUCUGCCACCUUGACAGUUUCAGCCCGUUGUUUGACUUGCCAAACGACGGCCAAUGUGUAGAUGGGAAAAUUCUUGAAACGGACGAGGAAUACAAUCAAGGAUCAAGCAUUCUUGAUGAUCCCGCGUUUGAAGAAGAUAGAGGAAGUUGUUUUUCUGCUAUUACCAGCAGCAGUUCAAACUCUUUGGUGUUUCCAAUUUUAUCAGGAGAGAUGGAGAAUGACGGUUCACCUUACCCCCGCGGUUCACUGAUAGGACCAGUGCCAGAGUCACCACCAAAGCCAGAGCUAGAGCCUAAAGCAUCAGGAGACGAGGAGGCAGAAGCAAAAGAAACAACCACAAAUUUAACUUGGACUAAAUGGUUUCCAUGUUUUAGAUAUUGUGCAUGUUGUUCUUGAGUCGAGUCACCAAUCUGUUAUUAGAUAUGUUUUGCAUAACUGGUUGUAUCUGGACUUGAUGAGAGUUUCUACAAGUUUCUGCCAUUUUUCAUGAUUAGUGCUUUUAGCAUAUAAAAUCA